AUGAUUACUAUAUCUGAAACAGUCGCUGUUAUAGAUGGCUAUGUUAUUCUGACUUCCAAAGAUGAACAUGGUGUCGAAACCAAGACUAUCAAACAACUCACCGAAAAGACAAGGUACUUCUCUUUCGUCGAAAGAACAAAACAAUCCAAUCAAAAAUUGGUGGACCUCGAUGAAUUCCAAACCGCUUACUCCAAUUCCAGUCUUAUCCCUGUUGCAUCGCAGGAAUUGUUUGAAUACUGUACUACCUACGAAAGGGAAUUUUACACCACAGAUGAUGGGUUCGCAAUCAUUAACGCUAGGACCUCCAAAAAGUACCGUCAACGUGGACAAUCAUUCACUGUCAUUCCUGUCCAUUUCAAGAAGAAAGCUACCAAAUAUUUAUAUUAUCGAGAUGCAAGUACUUCCCUCACUGGUGGCCUCGAUUUCUCUGUUGAAAGAAGCAUUAUUCACUCUAGAGACUCUUCAUUUUUUGAACAAGAAAUGAACGUAGGUGAAAUCAAGUUCUCAAAUACAGAUUUGAAUAUCUUAAAGAAUUAUCACCAAGUUCAACCACAAUUUGUUGAAUCUGUCUACGAGAUAUUUAUUAAAAUUUACGCAUCUGUUAGAGAAAACUAUCACCGCCGUCCAUACAUCCAUUCGUUCGUUAAUGGUGGCUUCGGUGAAGUGUUCCCCAAGGAUCUACAAAUACCUACCAUCCAGAAGUAUGCUUCCUUAGGUGCAGCAUUUAUUUACUUGAUCGAAGUAUUCCCUCAAUUGUCGUUUGCUGAAGGUUUCACCGCUGAGGUAGAAAUUGCGCCUCCCAAAUCCAUUGCAUCCAUGGCUGAUUGGUUUACUACAAGAUUAUUACCAGGUUCCAACUCCUCUAUGUGGGUAUUAUUGUUCAGAAUAUCUUGUUAUAACUGGACGGAUGGUUCUGUGGCCUAUCCUGACGUACAUACUUUAAAUACUUAUCGUCAACUUGUGGACUCCAUUAGGGCUUUGGCCACUUAUUCUGUUUUGUAUAGAUAUCUCAAUAACGGAGUCAUUCCUGGUGAUUCAAAGGCUGACGAAAUCUUCUUUAAUCAUGUCAGUGAAUCUUGGAAUUGGACCAAAACUAUGUAUCAAAGGUUGACCACUGCCUACAUGGAUUACAAUAAGUUUAACGUCAAGGUGUGCCAACCGGAUGCCGUUUUGAUCUCUGGUAAGAGAUUCUCCAGAACGUACAUCCAAGAAUUUUAUACCAACAUGACUGCCAGGUUUGAUGGCAACAUUGAUAAAUUAAAACAUUACUUCCUCAAGCUCUGGUCCGUGAAACAUAUUGCCGACACCCUUUUAAAUUCCGGAGCAAACUCCAAUUUUUGUGAAAGUAGAGCUGCUCCCAAGGAUUCAUUGUUUCUUUUAUUUACAGAAAAACAAUUGUCUUUGCAAAUGCCACAAACUGUUCCAGAAGUUACACUCGACACCGACGUUGUGACACAAAUUGUAUCAGAUAUGGGUGUGUGUGUAAUGUGGAUGAUAUACGUUUCUGCUACUGGUCCUUAUCGUUUUCCUGACAUGGUUAUUUUGAAAUACGCUGGUAACAACAGAAACUUAUUUAUCGAUCCAGAAACCAGAUGUUUGGAAAUCAUCACUUCAUAUUCCAAGACAAGACGUGAGGAAUACUUGUGCAAGACGUUGGAUAAACAAACGUCUGACUAUUUGUUUUAUUAUAUUUUUGUUGCAAGGGCUGUAUUGAAACACUCCAUGGGUGAGAACUAUGAUGGUAUGAGCAAGGAUUUAUUCCAAGAUACUAAUACAGUGGCGGAACAGUAUUUGUUAAGAAAUUAUCUGUCAAGAUCUGUUGGUAAUGGUGAAUCGGAGGAAGACUGGGAUCCGGUUAGAUACUCAAAGAUUGUGUUAAACUCCUUUGUAUUUGUUGAUUGCGUGUCACAUUCGUUGAUGAAUUAUAGCAAGUUUGCUGCGUUUAUGAAACUGUACCCUGCAUCAAUUAGUGGAACCUCCAGGCUCUCCUUCAGAGAGAUGAGGCACGGGAUGAUCAAGCUUAUUAGGGAAUACGUUAAAGUAGAGGGUGAGAGUUUCGAAGUGAUGAACAUGAAGGAGAGGUUGGCUGGUCAUUCUGCGGCUACAGGUCAAUCUGUGUAUGCCAAUGAUGUUGAAACUGGUACUGGGUCGGAUGCGUCGUUGGAGGAGAAAUACGCUUCCUUAAUCAAUAGUGCCUGGCAGAAUUGGUUGGGGCUUGGUUAUGGCAAAGAAAAAGAAGAAGGUGAGUCUGCUGUAGCUAAGAAUGCAUGUGUCAAGAAAUACUUUUCAUCAAAUGGGUCUAUCAAAGAUUUGUUUGUUGCCGGUAAGAAGUUGUAUGGUAAGGAAUUUCAAUUCAGAGAAGGUCAAUUUGAUGUUGCUGUGGAAAUUUAUUUAUCAGGCACUCAGAUCAUCCCUAUCCAAGCUCUUCCAGGUUUUGGGAAAACUGCUCUGUUUCAGAUUCCUUUGGUUGCACUAUCUUAUGGUGAACAAAAGACUGUUUCAUUUGUGUUUGUCCCUUAUGUUUGUUUGCUAUCGAAUAUGAAGCUCAGACUAUCUUCAUGUGGUAUCAACUGUGGUAUUCUCAAGGAUCUGUUUGUUAAUGGUCCAGCUGUUGAAGAGAAGAAUUUGUUUUGUGAUGUUUACGUUGGCACCUUUAACGAUUUAGGUUCUGAGAAUUUUGUCCGGUUGGUCAAUAAUUGGUACAAUAUAUAUCAAGAGUGUAUUCUAGGUAUGAUUGUCAUUGAUGAGUUUCACAACUUAGAGACUGAACAAUCGUACCGUGGACAAUCUUUUAGAUUGAUUCCUGAGAUUAACUUUAAUCUUGCUUGGAAGGUGGUGGUGAUGACAGGUACUGCUGGUGAAAAGGGUAUGGUCAAACCUAUGAAAUUUAUUGGUUAUGACAAGGAGAUGUGUACGUCGAUGGUGUCCAAUAAGAACAGAAUCUUGUACUUUGAUUUGGUUAAUCAAAUUCCUCUCAAGAAUAUUGUGAAGAAGUUCCAAGUUUUUGAAAGAUCUACUGUGGCAGAGACUGAGGUGGAAAAGUUGGUAGAUAGAUUCAUGGAGUAUGAUACCAAGUCCAAGGUGAUUAUUGUUUGCAAGGAGAAGGUUACUGUUGAGAAGUUGUAUUUCAGGCAAGAUUCUGAAUGGGUUCAUGGGGAUUUACCAUCUGAAGAGAAGAUUAAGAAAUCAAGAAGAUUUAUUGAGGAUGAGAAAUGCAGAAUAAUGAUAGGGACGAAGUUGGUGUCAGAGGGUAUUGAUAUCAAAGCAGUCAAGUUGGUGAUAAUGCUUGAUUACCUUCCAUCAAUUGGGGAGUAUAUCCAGACGGCAGGUAGGUUGCGUGAAGGUGGGGUAUGUCUUUCCUAUUGGACCAAGAGAAGUGUUCAGACAAGUUCAGUGAGACCAGAUGUUUGCAUUAUUAAACAGGUAUCCAAAUUUUAUGAUCUGAAUUACGACGGUCAUGAUUUAUGUUGUGGUCAUCAUCAUAAUAUCCCAGAAGAUGUUGCUAAUAUGUAUCAUUAUUUGAAUGGUGAUGGUCGUCCAAGAGUUGUGGAAGUGGGUGCUAGUAUUGGUGAUUCUGAACAUGUUGGUAAUGUUCAUUCAUUUUCUUCUGCUAAUGAGUCUUCUGUGUUUGAGGAUUUGGGUCCAGAUAUGGAUCAAUCUGAUAAUUUUAUUACUUCUAAUGAUAGUAGUUUUCCAGGUUUAAGUAAUGAGGUAGAUAUGCCUGAUAAUUUGGAAAAUAGUAGUCGUGGAUUGGUGAAUGAGGAUAGUAUAAAUGAUGAUAAUAAUAAUAAUAGUGAUGAAAUAUUGCCUACCCCAAGAAUUGUCCUUUUACCGUUUGAUCAUGGUCCUAAUAAAAGAAGAAGAAUAAUAUCCAUGAAAGACGAGAUUAAUGGUCUUUUUGGUUCUGCUAAGAAUGUAUUUGAAUUUAUUGGAAUUCCAUCCAAACUCUGUUCACAAUUAUUUUUUUAUGGUUUGAAUGAAAGUUGUUUGGAUUUCCCCUUGUCUGUUGUUGAGAAUCCUUGUCCUGAUUGUCUUGGUGCUAAAGAUGGUGGAUGUGUCUGCUGGGAACUUGGUCCUGCUAAGGUGAGAAGAUUUGGGUUUGAGUUUAUUUUGUUGUUGAAAAUGAUCAUGUCAGAAAAAGAAUUUGAUGGUGUGAGGAAGCAUUGCCUCGAUAGGGGCCUCCAUGCUGUCAUGUUGAAAUAUGGUCGUUCGAAAUCUAUUUUACUUGAUAAAUUCAAGACUAGUGUUCUAGCCAAAUUUUGUGAAAUUAUUGUUAGCAAACCUAAGUUACCGGUGCCUGGUGAGUUGUUUAGCAAUGAUAUGGUCAUGACAAGGUGUUAUAAUAUGAUGUGGGAGGACACGUUUUUGCACAUUACGCAUUUCCUCCUGUUUUUACAUAGUUAA
Molecule: messenger RNA, 4404 nt
Organism: Naumovozyma dairenensis CBS 421
Lineage: Eukaryota; Fungi; Ascomycota; Saccharomycetes; Saccharomycetales; Saccharomycetaceae
Exons: 1
Coding region: 1-4404 (1467 amino acids)
Molecular function (GO): RNA helicase activity; RNA binding; ATP binding
Source: RefSeq, a predicted model, not a curated record